This is a messenger RNA of Cladocopium goreaui, 928 nucleotides long. Lineage: Eukaryota; Dinophyceae; Suessiales; Symbiodiniaceae. The record is from the annotation of a GenBank genome assembly.
AUGAGGCUCAGCAUUGCAACUGGAACUGGGAUGUUGAGGCAACUGCCCCGGGGCGCUGAGGAGGAGAUUGCCAUGUCCGGGGCGCUGACUGGCAGAGGCUACCAACGGCUGGGUGAGAACGUGACGUUGCAAAUGAGGGACUGGCAGGAAGCCAUCGACUUCUUUGCCGAGAUCCCAGCCGAAGCGAUCGAUCUGCAGCACUUUGGCCGGAAGCCGAACGUGAAUAUGGGCUCCCAACAGAUCGAUCAACUGCGACGCUUCGUUCAAGCCCGCAAUCUUUGGCCUUCAGAGCCACCAGAGUUCAGAGCAGCAGCCGAGGCAUAUUUUGCAAGGGUAUCUGAAGUGGGCAAUGCAUUGAUGCGAGCUAUGGCCGUGGGUCUAGGGCUUCCGGAGCACUUCUUCGAUUCAGUGACGGAUCGCAGUUUCUGGUGCGUGCGGGUCAUCGGAUAUCCCGCCCUGCACCGGGAGCAGCUGAACCUCUCCUGCGGGGAGCACACGGACUACGGCUGCUGGACCAUCCUGGCCCAGGAUGAGACGCCCGACGCCUUGGAAGUCCAGCUGCCAGGUGGUCACUGGGAGAAGGUACAGCCCAGACCUGGGGCCUUCGUAGUGAACCUUGGGGAUAUGCUCAGUGUUUGGACCCAGGGGCGCUACGUGGCCACCCGGCACAGGGUGCGGCAGACCGCGGGGGACUACAGGACCUCCAUUGCGUUUUUCUACGAGCCAAACUUUGACGCUGUGAUCCGUCCACUGGAUCUGUCGCCCCUCUCUGGGUGGCAAGCCAUCGAGCAUCGGCCGGUGGCCAGCACUGAGCCGUUGCAAAGGGGCUUGGCGGGACAGGAACUGAUUUAUGGAGAACAUCUCUUUGCGAAGGUCAGUUCCAACUUUGACUUCGAGUGAAAGGUCAGUUGAGAAAACCAUCAGAAAA